AUGCUGUCCUAGACCGACGACGUCGGAGAACAGCAGUAUGUAAGAGCGUACUCUUUAGGAGUACGCAAGAAGGUAAUAAGCGAUGGGCCUAUUGACCCGGUUGCAUUAAUUUUUGCCCCCUCAUUAAAGGAGGUUGGCUUUAUCAUUUGGACUACUUUUGUUGUACUUUUUCUACUUUUUGAACCCUUUUCCGGGUAGGAUUUACUACCAGCCUACCCAGUGGAUUGUAGCAAACGUUGCUCAUCUACCCAUGUAUGAGUAGUUCUCCAUGACAAUGGUAUUGUGAACAGAAGACAUGAGUUUCAUGCAGAUCCAGUUAUUACAGCAAGAGACGCUCAUCAUCAAUGAAACGCACCCAAUAAUUCAGUGUAUAAUUAGCAACAAUCACAAUAAGCUCAAACUACUGCUAAAGGAACAUGACAUUAAUGGACUUUACCCAUGCAAGGAGCUAAACGAUGAGGUCUCCCCUUUGAUUGCUGCUGUUGCAUUUCAAAAGGAGGGCAUUUUUUCCGUUCUCCUGCAUGAAGCUGCAGACCCAAACACAUGUUCACGCAAUUGUUGGAAACCUUUGCAUUUUGCUUCAUUAGGCAAAGUUCCAAUUUCUUUUGUGCAUAAAUUGCUGGCAGCUAAAGCUGAACCAAAUGAUGACAUGAAUAAUCAAUUAAAAAUGACCACACUGCAAGCAGCUGUUCACCAUGACAGAGGUGAUGUUGCAGAAGCAUUGAUCGGCGCAGGUGCGGUUGUUUCAACGUUUCCUAUAAAGAGUCCUGAUUGUGAUACUUUCAAUGACAAGUUGUCUAACAUGAUACAUCGUUUAGCCUCGAAUAGUGUCCAAAUCUGUUCAGAAAUUAAACAUUUUGUUGAUCUGGACAUUGCAGUCAGACGAAAGAGUCCGGAAGAGGUUUUCCAGUUGUUUGAUCAUGUGAUGCUGCUUAAGCAUCCUCAGACACAUAUUAGCGUUAUUGAUGUUGUAUUGAGUGUCACUGGACUAGGGAAGGCAGAAUACCAAAGUAAAGCUAUCCAGUGGCUUAGGGACAACAAUAAGAUAAACCAAUACAUUGAGGAGGCUGUGAAACACUUUCCAAACCUUUUAAAAGGACAUCAGCCUUUGGUUGUUCAGAAUCUACAUUCUGUCUUUUGCACUUUGACAGAGAUACCAAAUAACAUAUCACUGGCUUUCAUACCUAAAUUACUUGAGCUGCUUUCCACAAAAAUUUUGUUUCCGAAAGAACAGCAUUUUGUUGUGGUUACACUCUAUGUGAUUACACAAAAAUGCAAAGUGAAAGAUGACUGGAAUUUGGAUAUCAUUGAGAAAUUAAGCUCAGGAAUUUCUUCCUUUGUCAACAAUAAUCACUCAGCAACUGCAAUCUAUGCCUAUGGCAUUUUUGCAAAUCUUGUUUCAACUGAACACGCCAACAAAAUCUUUACAUCGAUUGGGUUAACUUCUGUGCCUGAAGAGAUUCUUACAUCUGCAGAAAUGACGAUGGAUGACAGUCUCAAAGAAGGUCUAAGGCAUCUGCAGAAAUAUUUAAUUCAACCAAGCGCAGCAUCUGAAGAAUCCAUAUCAGCUGUUUUAGAUGACCUCUCCACAACUUCUGUCCAGGAAUCUGCUGCGAAUGAUCUCCAACCUGGCAUCACCACAUUUAGAAAAGAGCAGAAGUGGGUUCAAAUAAGUGAGAAAUGGAGUGAAAAAUUAGAGAAGCUUUCAAAAACAGAGAAUGUUGUCAAAGUUGGAAACAUCAUUUUUGUGAACAAUGAAGAAUUUUGCAUAGCAAAGGGGAGCAGUGGAACUGAGGUCUUCCUUGGCCUCAGAGAGGAUGGCACUGAGGUGGCAGUGAAGAGAAUGUCUAGGUCGAACUACCAAGUGCUGAAGAACGAGGAAUCAUUCUUACGACUUCCAAAGCUUGAUCAUCCAUUCAUUGUGAGAUACAUAGACUUUGCCGAAGAUGAGAACUUUGGUUACCUUGCACUUCAACUAUGUGAGUGCACGCUGGAAGAAUUCCUAAAACCUGAUUUGACAGAAAAACUGAAGAGAAAUCUUGUUAAGGAGGUUUUAUCUAGCUUGAGUGUGCUACAUAGUCAGACUCCUCAAAUCCUCCAUCGGGAUAUUAAACCACAGAACGUCUUGUUAGAUGUUUGUGGUAAGGCACGUUUGGCUGAUUUUGGCAUAAGCAGAAGAUUGCCCAUUGGUCAGACUUCCUUGCGCACAAGAGGUGCUGGAACAAAGUGCUGGAUGGCCAGAGAGAAUAUAGAUGAGGAUGUUGAUGUACCAUGCAAGAUGAGCGCUGACAUACAGGUGGCAGGGAUGUUGACAUACUACAUCCUAUCUGGAGGACAUCAUCCUUUUGGCAGAGGCUGUAAAUGUGAGAGCAACAUUUUUGAUGGUUUGUACAGUCUUGAACAUGUCCAGGAUUCGAUCACAGAGGAUCUUGUGAAGUGGAUGAUCAACAAAAAUCCAAAAGAAAGGCCUACAGUGCAGCAAUGCCUGGCCCAUCCCUUCUUCUGGUCGACGUCAAGCAAAAUAGAAUACCUAAAAAGUAUCGGCAAUGAAGAGGAGGUGAGGAACUACAGAGCGACGGACAAACGCCUCCUGGAUGAACUGGAUCGGGAUGUAGGGGAGAAAAGCUGGAAGGACUGGAAACAAAAGUUUCCACCGGAGUUGGUGCAGAAGAUGGACGGCAAAGGGAAGUAUUCUGAGAACACUGCAGGAUUACUUCGCUUCAUACGCAACCUCCUUGAACACUACCCUGAGGACGCAGAGCACAUUGAUUUGAUGGCCACAUUUCCUGAUCUCUUCGGAGGUGUCUACGUUUUUGCCAAAUACAAAGGUUGGAACAGCAGGGUCAGCCUGAGAAGGAUGUUUCAAGAGGAGGAUGAGGACGUCACGCCCGGUGGUGUGAUGAACACCCUCAGCCUGGAGGACCGGGCUCCAGGCUUCUCUGUGCCUGUCCAGGAGUCAGGAGGACCCCCCCAUUCAGUCACCGUCAUACCAUGAAUGUCAGUGUCUGAAUGGGGUGGGGGGACGCUGUGAAGCAUGGAUGUGAGUUCCAUCAUAGAAACGUCUCCUAUCGGCAGCAUUAUAUAAAAGCACCCAUCCGUCUAAAUCCAGGCUGUUCCUAAUUUGUCUUCUUCAUACCUUGAAUGUGUCAAUCAAUAGACCGAGUUCAGUAUUCAGAUUUUAGUUGAUCUUUUGCGACAUCGCUCAUCCGAUUUUCUCAUGGACAUGGAAGCUGUUUGGUUUGCUUGUUGUUGAAGGCUGAACACAGACUACACACAGGACAAGGUGUUGAUGCCUGUGCUGGAGUCAGGAGGGCUGUGACAGAACCACAGCUGUGGGUUAGAUCAGAGGAAAGGUCACCUAUCUGCAAGAGGAGACAAAAUGACUGUCUUAAUGCGUAGGGCUCAUUUUUUCCUUCUUAAUAUGCUGAGUA
Molecule: messenger RNA, 3431 nt
Organism: Gadus chalcogrammus (walleye pollock)
Lineage: Eukaryota; Metazoa; Chordata; Actinopteri; Gadiformes; Gadidae
Exons: 8
Coding region: 296-2995 (899 amino acids)
Biological process (GO): mRNA processing; protein phosphorylation; IRE1-mediated unfolded protein response
Cellular component (GO): IRE1-TRAF2-ASK1 complex
Molecular function (GO): RNA endonuclease activity; protein serine/threonine kinase activity; ATP binding
Source: RefSeq, a predicted model, not a curated record